This is a messenger RNA of Piliocolobus tephrosceles (Ugandan red Colobus), 2215 nucleotides long. It is a transcript of the gene VRK2, whose product is annotated as VRK serine/threonine kinase 2. The coding region runs from base 760 to 1929 and encodes 389 amino acids. NCBI's taxonomy places the organism in Eukaryota, Metazoa, Chordata, Mammalia, Primates, Cercopithecidae. Gene Ontology annotation, molecular function: ATP binding; protein kinase activity. The record is from RefSeq and is a predicted model, not a curated record. Gene Ontology annotation, biological process: protein phosphorylation. The transcript is spliced from 14 exons.
CCGCGCCCUCUCCUUCCCCUGGGCGUCUCCGGGGCGUGGACAGGCCGCUGAAAAGAAAGGGCUGCGGCCUGUACCAGGCUCCGCGGGCUGCUGCACUGCGAGGCCGAGGCAGCUAGUGAGAAGUUAAGAAGGCCCUAAGGAGGGCCGGCUCGGAUGCUGGGCCCGCCUCCCCGCGGGAUUGUAGGCCCGGGGGCUCCGCCUGGUCCCGAGCGGCAGGCAGGAGGCGGUGCGCGCGGCCCGGCGGCGAGGGACCCUGAGGCCCGAAGUGAUGCCACCAAAAAGAAAUGAAAAAUACAAACUUCCUAUUCCACUUCCAGAAGGCAAGAUUCUGGAUGAUAUGGAAGGCAAUCAGUGGGUACUGGGCAAGAAGAUUGGCUCUGGAGGAUUUGGAUUGAUAUAUUUAGAGACACUGGCCAUUUUUCUCUCUCCAAUGCUUAGUGUGGAGUAAAGGCAGCUUCCCGCAAAUUUAUUUCAAGCAAGAGCAAUCGGAAGCUUCAACAUGUGUGAAAGAGGCGCAUAGAGAACAUAGCUUCCAUUUCAGCUUUCCCCACAAAUAAACCAGAGAAAGAUGCAAGACAUGUAGUAAAAGUGGAAUAUCAAGAAAAUGGCCCGUUAUUUUCAGAACUUAAAUUUUAUCAGAGAGUUGCAAAAAAAGACUAUAUCAAAAAGUGGAUAGAACGCAAACAACUUGAUUAUUUAGGAAUUCCUCUGUUUUAUGGAUCUGGUCUGACUGAAUUCAAGGGAAAAAGUUACAGAUUUAUGGUAAUAGAAAGACUAGGAAUAGAUUUACAGAAGAUCUCAGGCCAGAAUGGUGCCUUUAAAAAGUCAACUGUCCUGCAAUUAGGUAUCCGAAUGUUGGAUGUACUGGAAUAUAUACAUGAAAAUGAAUAUGUUCAUGGUGAUAUAAAAGCAGCAAAUCUACUUUUGGGUUACAGAAAUCCAGACCGGGUUUAUCUUGCAGAUUAUGGCCUUUCCUACAGAUAUUGUCCCAAUGGGAACCACAAACAGUAUCAGGAAAAUCCUAGAAAAGGCCAUAAUGGGACAAUAGAGUUUACCAGCUUGGAUGCCCACAAGGGAGUAGCCCUGUCCAGACGAAGUGACGUUGAGAUCCUUGGCUACUGCAUGCUGCGGUGGUUGUGUGGGAAACUUCCCUGGGAACAGAGCCUGAAGGACCCUGUGGCUGUGCAGACUGCUAAAACAAAUCUAUUGGAUGAGCUUCCCCAGUCAGUGCUUAAAUGGGCUCCUUCUGGAAGCAGUUGCUGUGAAAUAGCCCAAUUUUUGGUAUGUGCUCAUAGUUUAGCCUAUGAUGAAAAGCCAGACUAUCAAGUGCUCAAGAAAAUUUUGAACCCUGAUGGAAUACCUUUGGGACCACUGGACUUUUCCACAAAAGGACAGAGUAUAAAUGUCCAUACUCCAAACAGUCAAAAAGUUGAUUCACAAAAGGCUGCAACAAGGCAAGUCAACGAGGCACACAAUAGGUUAAUCGAAAAAAAAGUCCACAGUGAGAGAAGCACUGAGUCCUGUGCAACGUGGAAAAAAGUGCAGAAAGAGGAGAAGCUGAUUGGAUUGAUGAACAAUGAAGCAGCUCAGGAAAGCACAAGGAUAAGAGAGAAAUAUCAAGAGUCUCAAGAACUUUUGAAUGAAGCAAACAGUUUCCCACAAAAAUUGAACUACAGACAAUUCCCAAACUCAUUUUAUGAACUUCAUCAAGAUUUUACCAGUCCAGAUAUAUUCAAGAAGUCAAGAUCUCCAUCUUGGUAUAAAUACACUUCCACAGUCAGCACGGGGAUCACAGAAAGUUCAACUGGACUUUGGCCUACAAUUUCCCAGUUUACUCUUAGUGAAGAGACAAACGCAGAUGUUUAUUAUUAUAGCAUCACCAUACUUGUCCUUUUGAUGUUAGUAUUGCUUGCUUUAUAUUUUCUCUGAAGAUAUCAAAAUUCCUUUUGAUAACUUUUUACGUUUCCAGCUCUUCACCAAGAUGUUAUAUUCUUAUUUCAGUGUUUCCUCCCAGACAUUUUUAAGGUAAUUGGCUUUAAAAAAAGAAUAUAUUUUAAGAAAGUUUAUGGACACUCUAAAAAAUAAAAUUGCUUUAUACUAGAAAUAGUGUCAUAGUACAGUUUGGAAAACACUUUUCUGAAGUUUCAGAUCACCCAGGAAAUCUAGAAAAGGAGUUUAAUGUUUUUGAUCAGAGAAUUUGAAAAAUAAAAAUAAA